Messenger RNA from Phlebotomus papatasi, 2908 nucleotides. RefSeq names its product activating transcription factor 3 (gene Atf3). Bases 1447 to 2721 code for a protein of 424 amino acids. Gene Ontology annotation, biological process: regulation of transcription by RNA polymerase II. Lineage: Eukaryota; Metazoa; Arthropoda; Insecta; Diptera; Psychodidae. The transcript is spliced from 5 exons. The record is from RefSeq and is a predicted model, not a curated record. Gene Ontology annotation, molecular function: RNA polymerase II cis-regulatory region sequence-specific DNA binding; DNA-binding transcription factor activity, RNA polymerase II-specific. Gene Ontology annotation, cellular component: nucleus.
CCAGUGCCGACCACAUCAAAUUAAAUAUAUAUGAUUCUCUGUGUGGAAUUUGUGGGUAUUAAAAUAUUGAGGAGUUUAGAAGUCACGACACUGGGCCAUUUGAAAGAAGUCUCAUGUGUAAGAGUGAAUGAGAUGGUGCGAGAGCUUUUUUACACACUAAAUGCCGCAUCAACCAAUGAGGACACGUUAUUAAGUGAAUGUCAUCAUAGUUGACCAAUGAAUGGGGUCCAAAGCAUGAGUACAUUUCUAUUUUUAGCCACAUGGGGCACCAACAUUUGCGAAUACUUAAGUUUGUGGAUGAUUUGGUGUGAGAAUGAGGGAGAUGAAAAAACAACACGGCAAAUAUCGCCGCUCAAACUUUUUACAUUCGACACUCGCCGCUCAGUAUAUUGGCGCACUUUGAGUGGUACGGACAUCAAAGAGAUAGUCCUGGUAGAAAAAAAAAGAACAACAGAGUUUGAAGCAUUAACAUAGGAGUAUCUCUGACUUUUGAUUGAAAAGAGCACAAAAAGGAUUAAUAAGAGAUUAUUGAUAGUGUUGGUGCCCAGAAAAUCAGGAUACUGUGCAAAUUUGUGUAUUAUGAAGAAUUCUACAAAAUAUCACUCAACAAUUGUCACAAGGACAGCGCCAAAAUUGAGCAAACAGCCAAAAUUUACACAAGGUGCGAAAAUUUUUUCUGAACGGAUGAAAAAAGAGUUUUUGCAGGCUUCACCAUUGAAUUGGAUUGCCGAGAGGAGCAAGCAAUUAGCAAUUUGUCAGUUGGACUUGGACAUUUUGACUCCAAUGAGUCACAACGAUUGAAAUUUUCCAGUGAAAUUAGCGAAAAGUGGAAAAUAUCGGCAAGAUAGAGUUGCUGUUGGGGAGUGCAUUCAAGAAUCAAAUGAACUUGUAGCACUUUGUUGCCUUAUCGUUUAAGUGAAGAAAAAAAAGAAAUAUCUGUGUUUAUUUAAAGUGAGAGAGCCUUAUAUAUUGUUCGUGUCUAUUUUUUUUACACCUCUUAAAUGAUAUUAUCAAUUUAAUGUGUCUGCUUUAAUAUUUUAUUUUCUUGUGAAUGAGAACAACUUUUUUUUGCUAAAGAGAUUUUCUGCUGUGUUAGAAUAGGCAGCACAUAAAAAAAGCCAAGUGACAGUGAAGAAUUAAUUCGAAGAGGAGAGAGAGGACUCAACAAGAGUUUUUUUUAUACACCACAACUAUUUCGUGAUAUAAUUUGAAAGUAUUUUAUUACUUCCAAUUCUUUUUCUAAAUGUUCUGUGAAAUUUUUUUUUUGUAACUUUGUUGUAAGUGUUAUUUAAGACAAGAAGGGACUUGAAAAAAAAGAAGGAGGAAGAAAGUAUCUCCUAAAAACUGUGAUUUUAAAAGACAUUCAGUGUUUGUGCAAAAAGAAUCAUUCUUCGGGAGAAUUUAUAAGUGUAUCUGCAAGUGAAUAAGGCAUAGAGAUUUGUGAAAAUGUUCGACCUGAAUAUGGGAUUGGCAGGAGCUCCACUCCUUGGAGUUGACGGGAGUGGAGUGUGUACAACACCGAGAACACCAGAAAUUCUCAAUUCACUCAUUGACAUCACGAAUCCCCUCGAGUAUUCAUAUUCUUCGGCACGUCCAUCGCAGGUGUCGAAUGUUGAUAGUUGCUGUUCGGAUUCAACACUUGACUCUCCAGCCGGACAAACAACGCCUCCGAGUGUACAAAAGACGUGCUCACUUCUCAUAAAGGCUGGUCUCAAGUUGUCGAUUCAGAGCAAGAGGAAGAUGAGUGGCGGCAGUGCUGGUGACUCCAACAGUGGCAUGGAGCAUGGCGGGAAGAUGGCUAAGAAGGAGGAGAAUACCAGUGAUGAAGAUACCGAGGAGAAGAGUAUGGGAAAAAAUGGGUCUUUCCAAAAGCAGUUGACACCUGAGGAUGAGGAUAGGCGCCGACGGAGGCGAGAGAGGAAUAAAAUAGCUGCUACCAAGUGUCGGAUGAAGAAGAGAGAGAGGACACUCAAUCUCGUUUCGGAGUCUGAGGUACUUGAGCAGCAGAAUAUUGAACUGAAGACGCAGGAGCGUGCACUGGAGACACAGCGACGGAAGCUCCUCGAAGCCCUACAGUCGCAUAGUUCCUCCUGCAUUCGUCCUGGUGGGUAUUCUCCGCCAAGUAGUUGCUACCAACAGAGUCAGUGCAAAUUUGGCAGUAAUUGCCGAAUGAUAAAAAACGAUGGACAGUCUCAGGGUCUGGAAAUUGACACUACGCACACGUACGCCUGCAAAUCUGCCACGAGUGAUUCCAAUACCACAUGCUACAGCAGUCCAGAAAGUGGGUGCAAUGCCCUCAAAUCUCCCGUGGAUCUGGAUCUAGUGACGUACAAUUCGCCGGGCAUGAAGAAUGAAUACAUUCCCAAUUGCGAGAGUGGCGAGGAAGCUGUUCUUGGCUGUUCGCAAUUCAUGCUCAAGACAGAACUCACAGACUCCAGUCCGUACACAUCUGUUCAGAGUGCAGAUCGUUUCCUGUUUGAAAACACCGAAAACUUCGAUGCUGACCGGGUGCCGGACAUCAUCCGCGGAGACAACAACAAUGACUACACAGGAAGUUGUGGGACUUUUGUGGAAAACACCCUCCUCAAGGCGGACUUCCUCAGUGCCACGUCCGAAUUUAUCAAUCUGGCCGAUGGCACUGAGACCCAAUUCACCGAUCUCGACAGUGGAAUCACCACCUACACCACCCUUCCGCCCAAUUCCACUGGCGGUGGAUGCUGAAACAGCCUCCAUCUCGCCAAUGAGGAUGAACCUCACAAGAGUGCCCGGAGGUGACAAAACUCAGAGACACCUUAACAAAAUCUUCUUGCAGCCAUAUGUAUUUCUCAAGUUUUUUUGUAUACUAAGAAUGUCUUAUUUUAUGUCUUUAACAUUCCUCUAAAAAUAUUUUUUUUUCUAAUUUUAUCAA